Molecule: messenger RNA, 1581 nt
Organism: Tetrapisispora phaffii CBS 4417
Lineage: Eukaryota; Fungi; Ascomycota; Saccharomycetes; Saccharomycetales; Saccharomycetaceae
Gene: ACH1
Product: acetyl-CoA hydrolase
Exons: 1
Coding region: 1-1581 (526 amino acids)
Biological process (GO): acetate metabolic process
Cellular component (GO): mitochondrion
Molecular function (GO): acetate CoA-transferase activity; acetyl-CoA hydrolase activity
Source: RefSeq, a predicted model, not a curated record
AUGUCAGUUUCUCAAUUAUUAAAGCAAAGAGUGAGAUACUUACCUUAUUUAGAUAAAGUUAAAACUGCUGAUGAGUUAAUCCCAUUGUUUAAAAAUGGUAUGUAUAUAGGUUGGUCAGGUUUUACAGGUGUAGGUGCUCCGAAAGCUGUCCCUGAAGCUUUGUCUGAUCACGUCGAGAAAAAUAACCUUCAAGGUAAGUUGAGAUUCAAUUUAUUUGUUGGUGCUUCGGCAGGUCCAGAGGAAUUCCGUUGGGCUGAUAAUGAUAUGAUAAUUAAAAGAGCUCCACAUCAAGUUGGCAAACCGAUUUCAAAAGCUAUUAAUGACGGUAGAAUGCUUUUCUUCGAUAAACAUUUAUCAAUGUUCCCACAGGAUUUGACUUAUGGUUUCUACUCAAGAGAUAGAUCUGAUGGUAAAAUUCUAGAUUACUCUAUUGUUGAGGCUACUGCCAUUAAAGAGGAUGGGUCAAUUGUUCCCGGCCCUGCUGUUGGUGGUUCUCCUGAGUUUUUAAGUGUUAGUGAUAAAAUUAUUAUUGAAGUUAAUACAAAGACUCCAUCUUUUGAAGGUAUUCAUGAUAUUGACAUGCCUGUAUUACCACCAUAUAGGAAACCUUACCCAUACUGUAAAGUAGAUGAAAAAUCAGGUGUAAAUUCAAUUCCAGUGGAUCCAAAGAGAGUCGUUGCCAUUGUAGAAACACAUAAAACUGAUAAAGUUCCACCCAACACACCUUCUGAUGAUAUGUCCAGAGCCAUCGCUGGUUACUUGGUUGAAUUCUUCAGAAAUGAAGUUAAACAUGGUAGAUUACCAGAAAAUUUAUUACCUUUGCAAUCAGGCAUCGGUAAUGUUGCAAAUGCUGUAAUCGAAGGGUUAGCUGAUGCAAACUUCAAGCACCUAAACGUUUGGACAGAAGUCUUACAAGAUUCUUUCCUAGAUUUAUUCCAAAAUGGUACUUUAGAUUAUGCCACUGCAACUUCCAUCAGACUAACAGAAGACGGGUUUAACAGAGUAUUCAAUGAUUGGGAUAAUUUCAUGACAAAAAUGUGUUUAAGAUCUCAAGUAGUCUCUAACAAUCCAGAAAUUAUCCGUCGUUUAGGUGUGAUUGCAAUGAACACUCCCGUUGAAGUCGAUAUAUAUGCUCAUGCUAACUCUACGAACGUCAAUGGUUCUCGUAUGCUAAACGGUUUAGGUGGAUCUGCUGACUUUUUAAGAAAUGCAAAAUUAUCCAUCAUGCAUGCACCUUCUGCUAGACCAACUAAAACCGACCCCACUGGUAUAUCAACGAUUGUUCCAAUGGCAUCACAUGUUGACCAAACAGAACAUGACUUAGAUAUUUUAGUAACUGAUCAAGGAUUGGCCGAUUUAAGAGGACUAGCUCCAAGAGAAAGAGCCCGUGAAAUUAUUGAUAAUUGUGCACAUCCAGAUUACAGAGAUUUAUUACAUGACUACUUACAAAGAUCAGAACAUUACGCGGCUAAGCACAGCUGCUUACAUGAACCUCACAUGUUGAAAAAUGCCUUAAAAUUCCAUAUCAAUUUAUCUGAGAAAGGUACUAUGAAAGUUGAUUCAUGGGAUCCGGUUGAUUAA